Molecule: messenger RNA, 1841 nt
Organism: Tupaia belangeri chinensis (Chinese tree shrew)
Lineage: Eukaryota; Metazoa; Chordata; Mammalia; Scandentia; Tupaiidae
Gene: LTAP1
Product: lipid transport auxiliary protein 1
Exons: 7
Coding region: 315-1076 (253 amino acids)
Biological process (GO): phagocytosis
Source: RefSeq, a predicted model, not a curated record
CCCGCCUCCACCACGUGACGCACGGAUGGCCGCCGCUUCCUCUUACUAGCGUAGUUCUGCUUCUCCGCACUCGCCGCUGGCGGGUGCCAUUGCCUGCCCGAGUCACGUGUCGAGGGGAAGUGGGAAGACGUCGUUCUCCUUUCCCUGCACCCCCAUCCGCCAUGUUUUGGGGCCGGGUCUGGCUUGUUCUUCCCUCGUAAGGAAAUGGCCGGGGAGCUCCAGGGAACCCUGGCGCCGUUGCUUCGGCGGAGUCUGGGCCGACGAGGCAGGGCAGCGAGAUAAACCCAAGCAGUUCUGCGCGCGGUAGGGAGGCCAUGGCGUCCGGCAGUAACUGGCUGUCUGGGGUGAAUGUCGUGCUGGUGAUGGCCUACGGGAGCCUGGUGUUUGUACUGCUAUUUAUUUUUGUGAAGAGGCAAAUCAUGCGCUUUGCAAUGAAAUCUAGAAGGGGACCUCACGUCCCUGUGGGACACAAUGCCCCCAAGGACCUGAAAGAAGAGAUUGAUAUUCGACUAUCCAGGGUUCAGGAUAUCAAAUAUGAACCCCAGCUCCUUGCAGAUGAUGAUGCCAGACUACUACAGCUGGAAACCCAGGGAAAUCAGAGUUGCUACAACUAUCUGUACAGAAUGAAAGCUCUGGAUGCCAUCCGUGCCUCUGAGAUCCCAUUUCAUGCUGAAGGCCGGCAUCCUCGUUCCUUAAUGGGCAAGAAUUUCCGCUCCUACCUGCUAGAUCUGCGAAACACUAGUACUCCUUUCAAGGGUGUGCGCAAGGCCCUUAUCGAUACCCUGCUGGAUGGCUAUGAGACAGCCCGCUAUGGAACAGGGGUCUUCGGCCAGAGCGAGUACCUGCGCUAUCAGGAGGCCCUGAGUGAGCUGGCCACUGUGGUCAAAGCACGAAUUGGGAGCUCUCACCGACAACACCAGUCAGCAGCCAAAGACCUAACACAGUCCCCUGAAGUCUCCCCAACAACCAUCCAGGUGACAUACCUCCCCUCCAGUCAGAAGAGUAAACGCGCCAAGCACUUCCUGGAAUUGAAGAGCUUUAAGGACAACUAUAACACAUUGGAGAGUACUCUGUGAAGGAGCUGGAGGACUCCUGCUGCAGAUUGAGCUGGACAGACACAGUGUUCAAGGCUGCUUGCCAGAGAGCCUUCAGGACAGCUGCUCAGCAGACCCACACUGCUAUCUGUUGAAGCUUCUGUUGUGUCCAGAGUUCUUUAAGUUUGUGCCUAGAGGGUCAUUCCCCAACUCUUAUGGGCAUUUUCAGAACAUCAGCAAAGACUUUAUCUUCUCCUAGUAGCACUUUUUUUCUGGAUUUGAAUUCAGAAGUUCUUCUCAAUGUUUCUGUCAAAAUGUCUUAAACAUCUUCAUUUGAUUUGGGCCGUAGUUCACCUGCCAUGUUCCAGACUGUUUAAUCCCAAAGGUGAGCGUCGGGGUGAAGCAUCUUCAGUUUCUGCCCCUCUGUACACAGUUGUACACAGUUGAGUGGGAACUGUUUGAGAUUAGGGCAUCUCAGAGUUGGAUAUGUAGGAAAGGCAGAUAGGAACUGGUGGGGAGCCAGUCAGCCGAGGAAGUAGGUGGAAUGUGGAACAACUUAACCCUGGUGCUCCACUUAAACCAAAUGUGUUGAAACAUUAACAUGACUUCCCUGACCUGCUAGGAUCUGCCCCUCCACUUUCAUUUCAUACUCUGUUGUGAAUAAAUCAUUCAAAAAAAAAAAUGUUUUGACACCUAACAUCAUACAUGCUAGGCUGUGAGACAGAGUGAAAGAAUGGUUUCCCAGACAAGCCAGUGUACUGGUCUGACUUUAUAAAUUAGUGAUUCAAUAAAAUGAACUAUUGAAAA